AUGGAAGAGCCCUCAAAAUUCGCCAUCCACGAAGCAGCACGAGACGGAAGAACCGCUGUUGUGGAAUCAUUACUUGCCGCAAAUCCCAAGCUCGCAGAGAAGAAAGAUGAUGAUGAGCGUUUGCCGAUUCACUGGGCUGUCUCGUAUGGUCACCUAGAUAUUGCCGUCUUGCUGGCUUCGAGGAAGAACUUUGAUCCUGAUGUUCAGGACGGUGCUGGAUGGACUCCCUUGAUGAUAGCCGUAAGCCUCAAGGAAGGCGAGGAUUUGGUCAAGCUGUUCCUUUCGAAAGGGGCAGAUGUUAAUGCCAAGAGUGAGUUCCUCCCCCAAACAGCGCUCCACUUCAUAGCCUCCAAAAAGAACGUCGACCUUGCCCGCCUCCUGUUCGAGCAAAACCCUCCCGCUUCAGCACGAGUAAAAGACAAACGGGGCCAAUAUGCUAUCCAUCGCGCUGCUGCAGUGGGAAGUGUUCCGAUUGUCGAGUUGCUGAUCAAGAAUAAGAGUCCAAUUAGUGCGACGGAUGUGGCGGGACAGACGCCUUUGCAUCAUGCUGUUGCUGAGGGCCAUGGUGACACAGCAGUAGCACUCCUGAAAGCCGGAGCAGAAACCGACAAGAAAGACGUCGAUGGGAUGCUGGCCCUGGAUUUAGCUCCCGAUUCACAGGUCAAGAAGUUCAUACUGCAAACAUGUGAACGGGAAGGCAUAGAUUUAUAG
Hyaloscypha bicolor E is the source of this 711-nucleotide messenger RNA. RefSeq names its product ankyrin. The transcript is spliced from 6 exons. Lineage: Eukaryota; Fungi; Ascomycota; Leotiomycetes; Helotiales; Hyaloscyphaceae. Gene Ontology annotation, cellular component: nucleus; cytoplasm. Bases 1 to 711 code for a protein of 236 amino acids. Gene Ontology annotation, molecular function: protein binding. The record is from RefSeq and is a predicted model, not a curated record.